AUUUUCGUUCAAUAGGAACUCAUCGUGAACGAAAAGCAAAACGUGCUAACGAAACUUACGUUGAUUAUGAUUCAACAAGUGAAGAAUCCGAUGCUGAAGAUGAAGAGGAAAUAAAAACAACAGAAGAAAGUGAUGUAGAAGUCGAAUCAGAAGAUAGUGGAGAUAAUGAUAUUCUACCAAAAACAUAUUGGCCUGAAGAACCACCUGAUCAUUUAUCACGUCUUGAAAUUGCUGAUGAUUCAACAACAACAACAAAUGAGAUAAAUCCAAAAGUAAAAGCAUUAAAUCGAAAUGGUUGUUAUCGAAAUUUUGUUUAUUAUAUGGAUAAACGUUCUUAUCAAGUUAAAUAUGAUGGAUUAGCAAGAACAUUAAUUGAACGUGUUGCACCAGUUCUUGUUAAGACUCGUCUAGCUUUAUUACAAACAGAUGAUCGACGUAAAAUAAAACUCGAACAAGUUCUUGCAGGUUCACCAUUAUGUGAUUUUCAAACUUCACAGAUAAAUAAAUCUGAAUCAAAAAAUAAUCUUAAUAAUGAUGAUACAGAUGAUAAACUAGUUGAUACAGAUAAUCCAGUUGAUGAAAAUUCAAUAGCAGAUAUCAAUAUUGGAGAAUUAACAAUUGAAAAAUGGCUUUUUCAUGUAUUAAAAUCAUGUCCAACAAUAAAAACAAUAUGUUCACAUACAGAUGAUAUAUUAAAACAAAAUUGGCUUGAAUUACAUCAACAAUUAGGUUUACCAUCUUUAUUACCAUUAUAUUUUUUUAUUAUUAAUGUUUUACUUGAUGUUAUGAAUGAAUGUUUAAAACUUUAUAAUAGACCUUAUAUGAAUAAUGAUACGAUUGAAAUUGAUUCUCUUUGUCGACAACAACUUGUUCGUGAAGCAAAACUUGUAUUAAGAGAUGCAUUAGCUACUCGUUUAUAUAGUGUACGUAUGAUGGAACAAUUUAUGUCUCAACGUGAAAUAACUCACGAACUUAUGGAAUUCGAUGAAAAUACUAUUAAACUUUAUACGCAUUAUAAACAAUUUUUAAGUACAGUUUGUAUUAAUCGAACAUUUGGUAUACAUGAUAGUGAUAAUAUGAUUAUGAAUAAUGAACCAAAUAUUGAUUAUUAUUAUUAUGUUGAUGAAGAAACAUCAGAAUUAAUUAAAGAAUAUUAUUUUGCUAGAGAUUUAACAGUUACAUUAGGAAAUCGAACAGAAAUUCGUGAUCUAUGUAAUGAAUUUUGUGCUUUAGCAUUAAGAAUAUUAGCACAAUUGAAAGAAGAAUUAAAUGGUAAAACAGAAGAAUAUUAUCAAGUAUUUGCAAUUGAUAUGAAUGAUAAAUUAGGACUUAAUGAUGGAUCAUAUUCAGCCGACGUAACUUCUGAUACAAUCAAACAACCAUCAUUUCAUACAUCAGCAAGUGUUCCACCUGAACUAUAUCAUAAUGACUCAAUGGUUUCUGAUACAGCUUCAUCUUUUUCUGAUCAAAAGAAAAACGAUAUAAUUUCAAGUACACGUGAAUUUCGUCGACAUUUUGAUAUAAUCAAACAACGAACAACACGUGUUUGUCAAUUAGCUAAAACACUUGUUGAUGAUUUCUCGAUUGCAAUCGAAUUUAACUGUUUCAAUCAUAUAGAAUUAUGGCAACAACUUCGUCAAAGUUCUUACGUUCAAGUUAAAAUAUAUUUUAAUAAAAAUAAAGCAGAUGAUUUUGAUAAUUUCUAUAUUUUUGCUCCACCAUGGUUAUCAACGGAUAAAAAUCAAGUUGAAAAAAUUUUAAGUAUUAUAUGUACUCAACAAUUACCAAUAGAUGAAAUAAAUCGAACAAAUAAAGAUGAUCAUCCAUGUUAUAUUGUAUUUUUACCAAAGAAAAGUUUUCAACGACAAAAAAUUCAAUGGUCUGGAGAAAUUUUAUUUAUUCAACCAAGUGAAAGUACAAAAUUAGCUUUAAAUUCUACAGAACUUGAUUCAUUACAUUUGGUUAUAAAUCGAUCGGAUCAUUGGGAACAUAUAGCAAAAUUAUUUCAAUCACAUGUUGGAUUAACAACUGUGGAACUCAUUAGAAAAUUACCACGUGAUGAAGAUAUUCGUUCGACUUUUGAUCAAUUACCUGAACAUAUUGAAAAAUUAAGUAUUGAAAUAACAAAUCUUGUUCGAACAUUAAAUACAAUUUGGGAUCAAGAUUCAACAAAAAUUUAUCUUACAGAAAUUGUUAAAUUUGAUGAACGUACAAUUGAAUCAAAACUAGUUGAUCUUGUUUUAUAUGUUUAUAAUUCUGGUUUCGAUCUUUUUCGUCUUUUAUAUGAUCUUAUACCAACUAUAUCAUCAAAUAAUGAUGAAAUACUCGAAAAAUUUGUUCGAACAAUGAAUGAAUUCUUCUGUGAAUGGUGUAAAUGUGUUACAAAAAAAUUUAAAUAUAUAUCAGGACAACAAGCUCGAACAGCUAGAUAUAAAGUAUUUAGACCAAAAUGGCUUUCUCCUGGCAUGGUUUUUCUUCGAUUUUUGGCAAAAUCAACUCAUUUACAAUUACUGUCAGAUGAAGAUUAUAAAAAAUUAACUAAAGAAAUGCCUGCUGCUCUUGAUGCUUUAUAUGGAAAUGUGAAAGGUAAUCCUAAUUCACCAACGACUAAAGUUCGUUCCAAUAGUGUUUCAUCAAUAUCAAUAAAUUUAGGUCGACCACGAGUUUCUUCAAGUACAAAUGUACAUCGACGAAAUGAAAGUGGUGGUCGUUAUAAUGAACUAAUAACUUCAACAUUCUUAACACCUCGUCAACGUAUUACACAAAAAAUAAAAGAUCUUGAAAAUAAUUUAGAAAAAAAAUUUCGUGAACGAAAACAAAUUGGACAAAUUUUUGAUACAACAUCAUUAACAAGUGGAACUAUUCCAGAUCCUGUUAUAUCAUUAAAAACACGUAAUAUUGAUUUUCCAUGGCGUCGUGGAACCCGUAUUGGACAAGGUGGUGCUGGUGUUGCAUUUCGUGCAAUUAAUGCUUCAAAUGGAUCUAUUGUAUGUAUGAAAGAAAUUCAGUUAUCAUCAAUUGCUUCUCGAUCCUUACCAAAUGCAUAUCCUGAUAAACUUCGACGUAUUGCAAAAGAAAUCGAUAUGAUUAUGUCUAUAAAUCAUCCAAAUAUCGUACGAUAUUUUGGUAUUGAAAAAUAUAAAAGAACAAUUUAUAUUUGUAUGGAAUAUUGUUUAUCGACAGUAAAUGAAUUUCUGAAUGAUAUAAGAUCAUUUCAAAAGCGUGCACGUAUAAAACGAAAGAAUAGUAUUUUAUGGAGUGAUUCAAGUGAGCAAGAUGAAAAUUUUAGUACAUAUGACGCUCUUUUAACGUCUUCACUUGAUGUUAAUGAAAAUGUUCGUGGUUUUGUUAAACAAUUAUUAAAUGCUUUAAUGGUAUUACAUGAAAAUAGUAUUGUUCAUUGUGAUGUUAAAGGUGAUAAUAUAUUUAUUGCAAAUGAAGAUGGAAAAUAUAUCGUUAAAUUAGGUGAUUUUAAUUUAUCUCAUCGACUUGAACUUGAAUCACCAUCAUCAGAUGGCAGUGAUUCACGUAGUACACAAAAAGGAACGAUAUAUUUUAAACCUCCAGAAUCUGAAUAUGUUUAUAAAUCUGAUAUAUGGGCACUUGGUUGUACAAUAAUAGAAAUGUUAACUGGCAAAUUACCAUGGACAAAUGUAACACGUCCACCGGAAGAUCAAAUUUAUAUUCAAAAUCAAUUAUUAGCGAAAAAAGGACCACCCAUUCCAGAAGAAUUAAGAGAUCAAAAUGAAGCAUAUGAAUUUAUUGAAUUAUGUCUAAAACCUGAUCUCGAAGAACGUCGAUCAGCUAGAGAAUUACUUAAUCAUCCAUAUCCACGAGUUCGAAUUGCAUCUCAAAUUCAUCGACAAAUAACUAAUAAUGAUUAUUGA
Molecule: messenger RNA, 3887 nt
Organism: Adineta steineri
Lineage: Eukaryota; Metazoa; Rotifera; Eurotatoria; Adinetida; Adinetidae
Source: the annotation of a GenBank genome assembly